Messenger RNA from Cynocephalus volans (Philippine flying lemur), 9574 nucleotides. RefSeq names its product Ras association (RalGDS/AF-6) and pleckstrin homology domains 1 (gene RAPH1). The transcript has 16 exons. The coding region runs from base 301 to 4224 and encodes 1307 amino acids. The record is from RefSeq and is a predicted model, not a curated record. Gene Ontology annotation, cellular component: plasma membrane; cytosol. Gene Ontology annotation, biological process: signal transduction. Lineage: Eukaryota; Metazoa; Chordata; Mammalia; Dermoptera; Cynocephalidae.
CCGGCCCUCAGCCCCGCCUUCUGCGCCUCUGCCGGACGCGGUUGCCCUCGGAUCCGCCGCCGCGGGGCGCUGCGGCUGCCCCGCCCCCGCCGCCGCUGCCACCGCCCCCCGGUCCGUCCGUCAGUCAGUCAGUCACGGAGCGCGCGGCGCGGGAGCUGCCGGCGCUCGUUACGUCUCCGGGAAGGGAGCGCCGCGCCUGGUAGGAGGCGGAGGCGGCGGCUGGAGGAGCGCUAGCGGCGGCUGCCGUGCCCGGGGCUGCGACGGGAGCCGGGGCCGCCGGAGGGCCGAGCGGCUGCUGCGAUGGAGCAGCUAUCAGAUGAAGAAAUUGACCAUGGUGCUGAAGAAGACAGUGACAAGGAAGAUCAGGACCUGGACAAAAUGUUUGGAGCUUGGCUUGGGGAACUAGACAAACUCACUCAGAGUUUGGAUUCUGACAAGCCCACGGAACCAGUAAAAAGAUCUCCCCUUCGCCAGGAAACAAACAUGGCCAAUUUUUCAUAUCGCUUCUCCAUAUACAACUUGAAUGAAGCUCUGAAUCAGGGAGAGACUGUGGAUCUGGAUGCCCUGAUGGCUGAUCUUUGCUCUAUAGAACAGGAGCUCAGCAGUAUUGGUUCAGGAAAUAGUAAGCAUCAAAUCACAGAAAUGAAAGCUACUCAGAAAUUACCUGCUGGCCGGCAUACAUCAAAACAUGGCACCUUGAAAGGAUUAUCCUCUUCAUCUAAUAGGAUAACUAAACCUUCCCAUGCCAACUACUCCCUGGACGACAUCACUGCACAAUUAGAACAGGCCUCCUUGAGCAUGGAUGAGGCUGCUCAGCAGUCUGUACUAGAAGAUACUAAGCCCUUAGUAACUAAUCAGCACAGAAGAACCGCAUCAGCAGGCACAGUGAGUGAUGCUGAAGUGCGCUCUAUUAGUAACUCCUCUCGUUCUAGCAUCACUUCUGCAGCCUCCAGCAUGGACUCUUUGGAUAUUGAUAAAGUAACACGCCCUCAAGAACUGGAUUUGACACCUCAGGGGCAGCCAAUUACUGAGCAUGCUCUUUCUGUGAGAUGUCCCAGCAAGCAGGCCAGGCAUCAUACAGACUUCACAGAAGAACAGGCUGAACUGACACCUCACUCCUAUCUGGACAGGGAAACCUCCCUUCUUCUGAGAAACAUUGCAGGAAAACCUUCUCAUUUGCUGACCAAGGAAGAACAGGCAGCAAAAUUGAAAGCUGAGAAGAUUAGAGUUGCCCUAGAGAAAAUUAAAGAGGCACAAGUGAAAAAGCUGGUGAUUAGAGUUCACAUGUCUGACGACAGUUCUAAAACAAUGAUGGUGGAUGAGAGGCAGACAGUGAGACAAGUGCUGGAUAACCUGAUGGACAAAUCCCACUGCGGUUAUAGUUUAGACUGGUCACUGGUGGAAACCAUUUCUGAGUUACAAAUGGAGAGAAUCUUUGAAGACCAUGAAAAUUUGGUUGAAAAUCUCCUUAAUUGGACAAGAGAUAGCCAAAACAAGCUUGUAUUUAUGGAACGUAUUGAAAAAUAUGCACUUUUCAAAAACCCACAGAAUUAUCUUCUGGGGAAAAAGGAAACAGCUGAGAUGGCAGAUAGAAACAAAGAAGUGCUGUUGGAGGAAUGUUUUUGUGGAAGUUCUGUGACUGUACCAGAAAUUGAAGGAGUCCUUUGGUUGAAAGAUGACGGCAAGAAGUCCUGGAAAAAACGUUAUUUUCUCUUGCGAGCAUCUGGUAUCUACUAUGUCCCUAAAGGAAAAGCAAAGGUCUCUCGAGAUCUGGUGUGCUUUCUCCAGCUGGAUCAUGUCAAUGUUUAUUAUGGCCAGGACUAUCGGAACAAAUACAAAGCACCUACAGAUUACUGUCUGGUGCUAAAGCACCCGCAAAUCCAGAAGAAAUCUCAAUACAUCAAAUACCUUUGUUGUGAUGAUGUAAGGACCCUGCAUCAGUGGGUCAAUGGGAUCCGCAUUGCCAAGUACGGGAAGCAGCUCUACAUGAACUAUCAAGAAGCCUUGAAGAGGACAGAGUCAGUUUAUGAUUGGACUUCCUUAUCCAGCUCCAGCAUUAAGUCAGGAUCCAGUUCUUCCAGCAUCCCAGAGUCUCAGUCAAAUCACUCUAAUCAGUCUGAUAGUGGAGUUUCUGACACCCAGUCAGCAGGACACGUCCGUUCCCAGAGCAUCGUGAGCUCCAUCUUCUCCGAAGCCUGGAAACGAGGCACUCAGUUGGAAGAGUCCAGCAAGGCCAGAACGGACUCUCUGAAUCGGCCCUACACUUCCCUUAUGCCUCCUUUAUCCCCACAACCUAAGAUAGUCACCCCCUACUCUGCUUCACAGCCUUCUCCUCCUCUACCUCCCCCGCCACCUCCACCUCCUCCCCCCCCUCCACCUCCUCCUCCACCUCCUCCCCCUCUCCCCAGCCAGUCUGCACCUUCUGCAGGCUCAGCAGCCACGAUGUUUGUCAAGUACAGCACAAUAACAAGGCUGCAGAAUGCUUCUCAGCAUUCAGGGCCCCUCUUUAAGCCGCCGCCACCCCCAGUGAUGCAGCCUCUGCCCUCAGCCUCCCCAUCAGGAAAGCCUCAGAUCCUGGUGCCCCCCAGUGGAGUCGUUCCCCCACCCCCUCCCCCACCCCCACCCCCCACCCCCGGCUCAGCCAUGGCCCAGCUAAAGCCAGCACCAUGUGCCCCAUCCCUUCCACAGUUCAGCCCCCCACCACCUCCACUGAAGAUUCAUCAAGUUCAGCAUGCUACUCAGGCGGCCCCUCCAGCACCCCCACCACCUCCUGUCACACCGACACCCCUCCCUCCCCAAGCCCCACCCAAACCCCUCGUGACCAUUCCCCCACCAGCCAGCACCAAGACUGUGUCACCCAUUGUAACACAAGCCGCACCAACAACUCCUCCAGUCCCCCCAGCAAAAAAGCAGGUAGCCUUCCCUGUUUCUCACAUUCCACCCUCUCCCCCAGGGUCAGUGCCCCCACCGACAUUACCCAAGCAACAGAGCUUCUGUGUAAAACCCCCUCCCUCCCCACUGUCUCCGGUGCCCUCUGUCGUGAAGCAGAUAGCCAGCCAGUUCCCCCCACCUCCAAUCCCUCCUUCCAUGGACUCUCAGCCCUUGAAGCUGGUCCCAGCAAAUGUAGCUCCUCAGUCCCCUCCUGCUGUGAAAGCAAAACCCAAGUGGCAGCCCAGCUCCAUCCCUGUCCCUUCUCCGGAUUUCCCUCCUCCUCCUCCUGAAAGCAGCCUGGUGUUUCCUCCACCACCACCACCACCAGCCCCAGCCCCAGCCCCAGCCCCACCACCAUCAGAGCCACCCAUGGCUUCUCCUACCCCUGACAAAAGUGGAUCUCCAGGCAAAAAGACCAGUAAAACAUCCAGCCCCGGGGGAAAGAAACCGCCCCCAACCCCACAGCGCAACUCCAGCAUUAAAUCCAGUGGUUGUGCAGAACACCCCGAGCCCAAGAGACCCUCGGUAGACAGUCUAGUCAGCAAGUUUGCACCACCAGCAGAGUCCGGCUCUCCCAGCAAGGACACCCUGCCCCCUCCUGCAGCACCCCCCAAACCUGGAAAACUAAAUCUUUCUGGAGUUAACCUUCCCGGAGUUCUCCAACAAGGAUGUGUGCCAGCAAAAGCCUCUGUUCUGAGUGGGCGUGGAAAAGACUCCAUAGUGGAAUUUCCUUCUCCUCCAUCGGAUUCUGACUUUCCACCCCCUCCACCUGAAAUAGAGCUUCCUCUGCCCCCCAUAGAGAUUCCAGCAGUGUUCUCGGGAAACACCUCUCCAAAAGUGGCAGUUGUGAAUCCUCAACCACAGCCGUGGUCUAAAACGUCAGUGAGGAAGGCCCCUCCACCCACAAGACCCAAACGGAAUGACAACACCCGCCUCACUCAAGCAGAGAUCUCUGAGCAGCCAGCAAUGGCCACAGUUGUGCCACAAGUGCCCACCUCUCCCAAAUCCAGCCUUAGCGUCCAGCCUGGAUUCUUGGCUGACCUCAAUAGGACACUGCAACGGAAGUCCAUCACCCGGCACAGCUCACUGUCUUCCUCUCGCAUGUCCAGAGCGGAGCCCACAGCCACUAUGGAUGAUAUGGCAUUGCCCCCGCCACCUCCUGAACUGCUGUCUGAUCAACAGAAGGCUGGUUAUGGAGGCACUCACAUAUCAGGCUAUGCAACACUGCGGAGAGGACCCCCUCCUGCUCCCCCCAAAAGAGACCAGAACACCAAGCUCUCCAGAGACUGGUAGCUACCACAGGACUUUUAUUUUCAUAUCUAUAAUCAGUUCUACAAUCAGCCCACCUGAGCAUCUGUGAACUCGGGUGUUCAGAGCCUCCUGGUAUGAUGUUAUUCAGGUCAUGUCCAACUAUUAUGUAUGUGUGUACAUGUGCUUGUGCACACAUAGCUAUACGUUGUGUGUAUAUGUAUGCAUAUAUGUACGUGUAUGUGUAUAUAGAGAGCUGAGAGUGCUUCUAUUUAUUCCUUUUCUCUCCUAAUCUGAAAAUGGGUUUUGUGUAUUUUUGAGUGGAAGAGGCAUGGAAGGGGGAUGUGUGUUCUGUCCCUUAUUUCUUUUAUCUAUCAUGUGGAUUGGACCAAAAGCUUCUAAUUACUUAUCUAGAAGGUAUUUUAUCAGUGUCUGUCCAUGUGCAGCCUGUUUGUGCAUGUUGCGUAAUAUGUAAUUAAGGAGUAGAUGUAUGUGCUGUUUCUCAGUUUGAGAAAACCACCAGAAUGUUAGAGUAUCUCUAGGGCUUUUGUGUUUGUUUUUCACCCCUGUUGGCUGAAGUUAGAACUGCUUGACUGACACUUCAUUACUAUACAUAAAAGGGCACUUUAAAUCAGGAAAAUCUCUCAGCUUCAUAGAAUGGGUCUGUGUGUGGUUGUGUGUGCAUAGAAAGUAAGUACAUGGUGUAUUUAAACCAUUCUAGUUGCAGUACUACUGCAAUGAUCCUACAACAUCCAGGGUGUGUUUUCUCACAGGUGAGCUCUUUGCCUACAAUACAUGGAUAAUUUAGUACUAUAAUCCUGGAUAAUUCCUUUUUAGUACUGGCUUCAUUAUCCUUGCUUUGAUUUGUUGUGAGAGAACGUCCAACACAAUAUCCCUGUAAUGAUCUGUCCCAGUAUGUCUUUGGGUCGGUCACCAGUUACCUUCUUAUAGCGUGGUUUACGUAGAUAUUGAUAUUAGAUAUCUGUAGGCAAUUGGUAUAUGAAAUAUACACAUCCUUGUGCCCAAUAUGGUGCACCAUUACGAAAAACAAUAUCACCUUCUGAAAUGCCUGUCUUGUUUAUUGCUCUCUAGAAGGAGGCAUGAUGAGAAAAGAACUGGCCCCUGUGCAAGUGUCAUUAAUCAGGUUGUAUGUGGGUUAUAAUAUGUACUACAAAGAAUUCAUUAAAUAUAGGACUAUCAUGGAUGGAAAGAAAAUAAAUGAAAUUUUUGACAGUUCAUCUAUGGCUACUGGAACUGCCAGGACCCUUGCUGGUCGUGGAGAUUUGUCUAGGUUACCAGGUGUUCUGAUGGAGUAGUGUAUAGUCCAAGUACAGUAAGUGACAUUACACUUUACACAUUAUGCAUGUGCAAUUUGGUAUAACAUGAAAUCAUUGCUCUAAUGACCCACCGUACUUCUAUAUGCUUCACAUUAUACUUCUAUAUGCUUUUUUUUCUGUGCAUUUUCCUUGGUACAUCUGAGAAAUGUGUACUUGUCUCAUCAAUUUAUGAUGAUAAAUUGACUGUUAGGAAUAAAAUGCAAUCUUAGAGCUACUCUUAAACAAGAGAAUAAAAACUGGCCAUCCCAGCAAUUGUAAAUGAGCACAUCUUGUAAUGAAAGUCUAUGCGUGCUGUGAAUAAGAAUUACCAAUGCAAACUGCAGAAAUCUUUUGACAAUGUCCCACAAGGAAAAAGUGAUGCCAGUAAAGCAGGGCAGAGAUGAUAUAAUUCAGGAAUAAACAAAAGUUGUACUGUGUACACAAGGUAUCACUAUAACUCACUCUCCAAGAAAGAACUGCAGCUUAAAGAGAGGAUAAGCGGCACCUCUCCAUUGCCAUAUCUCCAGGAUGUAGUUCAGUGUAUUCAUGUGGUGAUGGGACAGUAAGAAUACAUAUACCACUGUGUAUUUUUUUUAAAGCCCUGCUUCUUUAAGAGAUAUUUUUGGAUUUUUCAGAUUGUUCACAAAGUUUUGUGUGCUUGAUAUGCUUAUGAAGUAACCUUGAACACAUUUGCAUUGUUAAUUUCAGCAUGCACAGCAAUACGGGUAGUUGGGAGUACAGGUUGCCAAGCUCCACAGUGAUUUGUGAGUGAAUUAAUUUCCCAUGGUCUUCUGCCUGCAGCUUUAUAUUCUAAGGAUCACCCAUAACUUGUGGGAUUAAGAGUAAUUAAGAAUAUGAAUCCACUUAUCUAACUAUUCAUCCUAGGGUUUGAGUUUUUUGUUUUGUGUUUUGUUUUUUCUAUAAAGGUGGACAACUUCAACUUUACUUGAGGGUAGAAAAAUAAUGUGCCCCCAGUCUUCUUUCACCCAUGAUUUGAGCCAUUCUUGGGAUUUCUUGCUUGUGUCAGUCCUGAUAGCCAUCCUGAACAGAUGUGUCUGGUGUAUUUUCCUGGAAGAGCUAACAAAUGUCCUUUUGAAUGCUAGUGAUGCCAAGGAGAGAGCAGGGCGAGAGGAGGGACUAUGUCGUUUUUACCUCCAGUCCAAUGGCCUGACAAAAGGCUGUUUCCCUUUACAUUUCUCCAAAGACAGAAAUGGCUACUAAGCAAAAAGAAAUUUUUUUAAUUUUGUUUUUUCUUAAUCAAAAUAACCCAAACUGAUACUUUAUAGUGUUUUUAUUCCCUAGGGCUUUUUUUCUUUAAUUUGGAUUUCUGUUAGGAUGUAGUCUUUUCCUGAGACUACUGUUUUUGUGUAUCUUUUUUCUCUGGUGUGUUCAUGGAAAACACCUACUGCCAGAUGACACUAGGACUGUGCCUUCUUUCACUGCCUUCUGCUCUGCAGCUCUAACUCAGCAUAACUUGUUCAAAAGAAAUCUAUAUAGUUGCCUGGGCUAUACGGAAAAGUGAGCAGCACAAAUGAACUCAUCCUGCUACUGAGGGCAGUGCAAACAGGUGCCUAUUAGAGCUAGUGACUUGCUUAUUAAUUAGAGACACCUUAAUUUUUACUAUAGAUCAAUUCAAAAUUAGAUGACUCUAUACUUAAAGUUUUGGCACCAACUCUGCAAGGCAGCAGAACCUAUUCUUGGUUAAUGAAACCACUUACUUCAGGUUCAUAGGUUCAAUAUAAAAGACUAUUCUGGAUUGAAUUUUACCAGCUUGACUUAUACUACUCAAACAAAUUUAAAUACCCCUUUUUUCCUUAGCUACUGUAAUUCUCACUUGGAAGACAGUUAAGACUUCGGGGCUUUUUAAAAUGAAAAACAUUGCUGGCUAUCAGGUGCUCCUGCCCACUGAUGGCAUAUUCUGCAAAGGGCUAUGAACUAUCUUCGUUCCCCUCUAUGUAUGUUUACUUGUCACUGAAAACAAUGCUAAGUUUAUACAGAAAGUUAAAAUUGAGGUUUAUGAGAUCAAGGUUAAUAGGAGCUAUGCAUCUAAUUCAAGUUUCAGAAGCUGCUACUGUGGGAGAAUACAACUGCUAAUGAGCUUGUGUCAGGAUGUAAAGUUAUAAAUUAGCCUCAAAAAUAUUUCAGGAAAUGGUGUGGAUUGGUUUGAUUUGACUGUCAGGCCACCAACAGAACCCUUAGUCAACUUUAUUCCUCAGCUAAAAGCAAUUUUAUGUUAUAAACACAAAGGUGAUUUUAAAUAAGUAAAAAACUCAUUUCUAUUUUUAUACACUACCAUAUUUUUUCAUAUACCUCCAAAACUGACAAAUUAUAACUGAUAUCUCAGAGAUUUUAUUCAAGUUUAUACCAAUUAAACCCAUAUAACCCUGUAAUGAUUGUAAGUGUGGUAACUUGCUUUUAAUAAAAUAGGUAUAAUAAUUUGGGUUUAUAUACUUGAUGAGAAAAUGACUAUUUCUUUAAAAAAAAUUCCCUUUAAAGUACACUUUGAUUUUUGUUUUAUACACUUUACAUUAUUUGUAUAAAAGCAGAAUAUCCCUAACUCUGUAAGAAUGUAUGACCUCUCACAAAGUUGAGAUGUGAUCCGAGGAAUUGCAAGCAGAACAGAAUAUCCCACUACUUUUUAAAUUUUUCCUUUUAAAAUUCAAUGAGAACAUUUCUACACCUUUAGCAGUCUAUCUCUCAAACAAAACAAAUGCUUAGUUCUUGUGCCCUUGGGAAGUCUAUAUGUAAAAGAAAUAUGAAAUUUUGCUGUAGAAUAAACUUGCUAAAAGUAAAACAACAUACUUGAUAAACAGAUGAAGAGAAAAAAUUUCUCUAAUUGGUUUGCUCUUUGCUUGUUGAAUAAAACCAUUUAGACGAGAAAACAAUAUUUGCUGUAAUCCCCUGUGCCUUGAACUCUUUAGGAGGAACAGCAUUUAAAAAAUAAAAAAAUCCAACAAGCAAACUUUGAGGUGCUAAUGAAAGUGAAGGAAGCUAUUUCUAGUUUGAGCAAUGGGAUUAGAAAUGGAAAAAGUGACUCACAAGAGAUGGCUUCAUCUACCUAAACGGGGUCUGUCUACUUUCUACCAAAGACGUUCAGAGAAGUGAAUCAAGUCAGGCUGAUGGUAAAUACUGCAUAUUUAAAAGAUGGCUGAAUUCAGAAGAGACUCUGUGUUUAUCAUGGAUGGCUAUUAAUACCAAGCUUGAAGCUUCAACUUCUUAGGCAGUAAAACAUCUGCAGCACUUGUUGGGGGGGGCUGGGACUUAGAUUUUGGAAACUGUCCAUUGGUCAUUAAACUUAUUGUAACGUAAUACCAAAAACUGCCAUUUUUCAUGAUUCCCCACCUCCUAAUUUUUUUUCUCAAUUUGUAAAUAAUACCUCCUAGAAAAUAAGCAUUAACUGGAAUGUGUCAACUGAUUUUAAUUUUAUCAUCAGCUACUAGUGAACUCUUCUUAUAGAAAUGUACAUUUGAGAUAAAAUACUAGCUUGUGCAACGUGUUGUAAAAACAUGGUUUACUGUUUUAAAGGAAAAUUGCACAUUAUGUUUAACUGGGAUUGCUCCGUCCCUCCAUUUCUUUAAAAAACAGUCAAGGCUCACACUGACUUCUAGGCUGUGUGAGCUUUGCCAUAAAUAGUAAAUAGGUACAAUUUAGGGAAAUACUUUUUUAAAGCAUGAAAAAAGACAAAAGAAACUGCAUUAUAAAAUACUGGAUAGAGACUGUUAUUCAAAGGAUUAUGCACAGCUUAUUGAAGAUGAAGUUACGAUUUUUCUUUCAGCUUCGUUGCUAUUUUCUUCUGCAUAAAUGUACACUCAUUUCAUUAUGUGCCUUGCUCCCUGAUUGUGCAAAGCUAUAAAUAUAGAGAUAUAUAUAUGAGAGAGAGAUAUUCAGUACUACUGACCAUGUUUCUGAUCUACUGCUGGAUUAAGUUAUUUUCCAAGUUACUCUUGCCAGUUACUGUCAGUAAACUAUUGUAAUGGCUUAGAAUGGUAGUCACACAGUCAGUGUAAAUUUGUUUUUCAGUUACAUGUUUUCAUUGUGUCAGCUUACCUGAUCCUUAAUUAAAAAAAAUUUUUUUUAAA